CUAGCACUGGUCGACUUGAACAGAGUUCUGUGCUCGUCCAGAAGGCUCUCUUUAGCAAAUGAAGCCGUCGGUAUCGACGCCAGCAUGAUCCUGAGUAUGAUGCUCUGACCACGGCUUACGGUCAACAUGACGUCAAGUGUCCUCCAUCCGCUAGACCUGCUUAUAAGCACCUGAGGUACGGUAUAGGUCAACGCCCAAAUAUUCUGUGUAUCCCCCUCUACCUCGAGAUCAUGUUUGCGAUUCACCCGAACCAAGAUCAUCGCCCCAUGGUCCGCCUGGCGUGCCAGGUGCAGCCGUACUCGUACGGAAAGAAAGGGUCGAAGAGUCUCGCCGCGAGAUACGCGCUCGCGACGCCAGAGAACAACUUCAAGCUUGACGAGGACCAAGAAUAUGGAGAGAUUUGGAUGGGCGACCACCCCAACGGUCCCUCAAAAUCCGCGGCGACAGGCGUUGAGCUCGCGACCCUGAUCCAACAACACCCCGACGAAUUUCUUGGCUCCAAGGUCGCGCAAAAGUACCCGAACCCCACAAACGGCAAGCCACAGCUCCCCUUCCUCUUCAAGGUCCUUUCCUUCGACAAAGCGCUCCCUUUGCAAGCGCACCCGGAUAAGAAGCUCGCGGCGCAGCUGUUCAAGGACGAGGAGAAGAAGCAGGGCGGCGAGCACGAGAAGUUCGUCGACACGAACCACAAGCCGGAGGUGGCGGUCGCGCUGUCGGAGACGUUUGAGGCGUUCGUGGGGUUCAGGCCUGCGGAGGAGAUUGUGCAGUUCUUGCGCGAUGUGCCAGAACUGCGCGAGUUGGUAGGGUCGGACGUGUCGUCGUCGCCCGAGCUAGAUCGUGAGCUGAAGGAGAUCUUUGGCCGCACCUUUGACGCCGAUCCUGCUACCGUGCAGCAGCUGACGAAGUCGCUGGUGGAGCGCGUGGAGAAGGAGGGCGACGCGGCGCUGGGCGAGAUUGGAAAGAAGGAGGGCCUCGCGCGCGUCGUGAAGAAAGUGCUCGCACAGUAUCCAAACCCGUCAACGGUCGACCAGAAGAGCAUGUUCGCCGCCAUCUUCUUCAUGAACUUCGUCGUCGCCAAACGCGGAGAUGGUAUUGCCGUGCCUGCGGACUGCAUACACGCGUACUUGGAAGGCGACUGCAUUGAGUGCAUGGCGACCUCCGACAACAUGAUCUCGUGCGGCUGGCAAGGCGCGAUGGGCCCGCCAGACGACGCCAGCCUCUUCGUCAAGAUGCUCCUGCACAACCCAGGUCCCUCGCGCUACCUCGCGCUGCCCACGACUACCGUCUCCGCGCCGAAAGCUCAGUCAGGGAAGUUCACGACGGAGUACGGCAUCAGCAAGUUCAUGGAGGAAUUCUCGAUCUUGCGCGUAGACCUUCCUGGGGACGCGAAGGAGACUCUCCGACUCACUGGUCCGGCGAUAUACAUUGUGACGCGCGCUGACCAGGGCGUCGAGUUCAGUGUAGGCGCGGACGAGCAGCGCGCGACGCUGAAGGAAGGAGAGGUUAUUUUCGUGAAGCCGGACAACGACCUGACAAUCUCGGGCGUGCGCCGAGUCGGCGGUGGCAAUGUCGAAGUAUUCGGUGCAUAUUGUGAGGUGUAAUGGAAUUCAUGCGCUUUUCCCACGUGUAUAAUUCAGAUCGAGCGAAAAAAAACGAAGUGUAUAUGUAGACGACGAAGCGAUACCUGGGUUUGCUGGACGUGUGUGAAGC
Schizophyllum commune H4-8 is the source of this 1710-nucleotide messenger RNA. RefSeq names its product RmlC-like cupin. The transcript has 3 exons. Lineage: Eukaryota; Fungi; Basidiomycota; Agaricomycetes; Agaricales; Schizophyllaceae. Gene Ontology annotation, molecular function: zinc ion binding; mannose-6-phosphate isomerase activity. Gene Ontology annotation, cellular component: cytosol. Bases 231 to 1601 code for a protein of 456 amino acids. Gene Ontology annotation, biological process: carbohydrate metabolic process; GDP-mannose biosynthetic process. The record is from RefSeq and is a predicted model, not a curated record.